GCCUGGAUGGACUGUGCUACUGCGAUGAAGGACCACGACGAAGCGAUGGUGCAGGGCUGGAAGGAGGAGAUUGACACCCACUUGGUUUUCGCUGGUCUGUUUUCAGCUAUCUUGACGGCUUUUAACGUUGAAGCGUACCAGAUGCUGCUGCCAGACGACGACACCUCCAGUUCCACAUCGUCAACCAACGAGCUCCUUCGGCUAAUAGCGAUAAACAUGGCGCAGACGAAUGGUCUGAUUUCUGAAGUCCUCUCCUCAGGCAACACCGGUAGCGGCGGCAACAACAACUGGGCUGGCUCGUUUGCGGUGGUAAUCAACGCACUCUGGUUCUGCAGCCUCAUUUGUAGUCUUGCGGCGGCGUCGAUUAGCAUCCUCAUCAAGCAAUGGCUGAACCAGUACACGUCAGGCAUCGCCAGCGUCUCCCCCGAAAUCGCGCGCAUCCGGCAGUUCCGCUACGACAGCCUCAAGAAGUGGCGGGUAGCAGAGCUGAUGAUGCUCCUGCCUGUCCUCCUCCAAAGCGCCGUUGUCCUCUUCCUCCUGGGGCUCAUUCUCUUCCUCUCGCAGCUCAACAAACAGAUCACCAUCGCUGCGAGCACUCUUAUUGUCUUGCUCCUGGCAUUCUUGUUUGUUACUGCCAUCCUCCCUACCUUCAUCUCCGACUGCCCCUACCAGUCCCCUCAGGCAUGGGGUGUAUUCGUUGUUGUCCAGGCAUUCAAGAGGCCAGUCCGCAGCAUCGCACGCUCGCUGGAGAUGUACGCCUCGCGCCAACUCAAGCGCAUCAUGGUCGAAUCCAAGGGCUCCCUUCUCGACCAGCACCUCCUCAUCGGCGCCGACAUCACUUUCCUCGACGACACCUUUCUGAGGGACGUGAUCCGACCCUGUCUGUGCGCGAUGCCGGCGAAGGCCGCGGCGGACUGCUACGCGAACAUCAUGUCCCAUCGCGCCGACCACGUCGCGGCGAGCGGCGUCGUCUACUUCGACAACCACGCGCGGCUCGAAUCCGCGGUCGUGCUCACGGACAUCACGCUCGACAUCCUACAGAAGCUGCACGAGGAAUCGGACACGGCCGUCGACCAGCACCUGACGCUGAGCGUGCUCCAGACGCUCGAGCCGUUGCUCAUCCGCGCGCUCCCGAUGACGUACCCACACGUCUGCCGCGUGCUCAUCGGUCUUCUCGACGACGACGACAAGACGGUACGGCAGCUCGCGUUCCAGAUCUUGUACCAGCAUCUGUCGCGAAACGCCCAGCUCGCGGCGCAGUACGCCUCCACCGGCUGCCACGGUGCGUCCAUCUCUCUGCGCGUGCGCUCAUCUGCGCCCUUGUUCUGA
Molecule: messenger RNA, 1329 nt
Organism: Epithele typhae
Lineage: Eukaryota; Fungi; Basidiomycota; Agaricomycetes; Polyporales; Epitheliaceae
Exons: 3
Source: RefSeq, a predicted model, not a curated record